Molecule: messenger RNA, 2526 nt
Organism: Schistosoma turkestanicum
Lineage: Eukaryota; Metazoa; Platyhelminthes; Trematoda; Strigeidida; Schistosomatidae
Source: the annotation of a GenBank genome assembly
AUGCGUUCAGUGUUUGCUAAAAAAUCCAAAAUGAAACUCAAUUCUAAAACAAAAAUUGAAUCAACCACAGAAAAUGAAUCAAUGUUAAAAUCAGAGGAGAAAAAUUUAACAGAUGAACAAAAUAAUAAUUCACAGAAUAAACAUCCAUUGAAGAGUAAAAUUAUCAAGCAUAAUUCACUUGAUAAGAGAAAAUCAGGUGUUGAUUUCAAAUCCCCAUCAUCUUCCGAUGUUUAUACACGUCGUGGAUUAGGUGUAUCAGUAACUUUUGAAUCAACAUUACCGACACAGAUAUGGCAAGCAUCACCAAGCCCUUCACCACCGUUAAGUGAACAAAACAAAAAUAAUUCAAUUAUUAAAAAUCCUACUCCAUCUUCAUCGAAUUCUGAAUUAUCUAAUGAAAAAAUUCGCAUGAAUCACAAGCAUCGUUAUAGAAGUUUAAAUGAUAUUCAUGAAUAUGAUGAUAGUAGUGAUGAGACAAAUCCAUCUCGUUUAAGUUAUCCAUCGUUAAGCAGUUGCACUAGCAGUGAUGAAACAACAACUAGUCAAGAAAGAUUAAGUCAUCGUUUAAGCAGUAGUACGUCAGAUAGUAGUUCCAGUUUAGAUUUACGCUUAGUACCAAAUAAUGGAAUGCAUUCCAUACAGAAAAAUAAUGAAAAACAUCACAAAGGUAAAAAAGAUAGAGGAACAGAACGAUAUUCUAAUAUUAAGGUUGUUAAUGAAAAGCGUCGUCAUUAUGCAUCACAUAGUUUGAGUAGUAGCAGUACAAGCAGUGAAGAGGAAGGAGAUCUAGAAGCAUAUGGAUGGGAUGAAAAAACCAUUUCUGCUUUGACCAACAGAAAUAAAACUAACAUUGCAUGUCACACAACUGCUUCUAAAGUAAAAUCAGAACUAUGUCUAAAGAAUGUAAAUGAAUCCUCUGCAAGUCCAAAAAGAGCACCAGCUUAUCAUAAAUCUGACUUGCAAUGGAAACCAGAUAUGAGACUAGCAAAACUAAAGCUUUCUUCUCCUGUAAGGAUUUGCAAUCAAUUUCAUGUAGAUUCACCUAUUUAUCCCCACACUUGUAUAGUAUCCCGAAGGUUAAAUUCCACUAUCCAAUCUAACUGUCCCAGCACAGGUUUUACACUACAUCCUUUUACAUUGCCCAACAACAGCUUUGUACAGAAUUCUUCUUUGGCCAAUAGCGAACUACUGGCUAUUGUAAAUGUUGAUUUUCGACCGUCGGCAGAGUGGAAAGAGAGAUACAAAUUGUUAGGUGUUCGUCAGGGUGAAUAUGUUUGUGUUUUGAAUCAAAGCUUGUCAAGUUCAACAGUUACUAACUCUGUGGAUGGGAGAAUAAGAUCUACACAUGCUCAGCAGAAAGUAAUGUUUCCGUUGACAGAGAAUGACUUUUGGUUAUACGUACGUAGAUGGUGUGUCGACCACCUAGUGGCUACAGGAACACCAGGGUAUAUUCCGCGCCAAACGUGUAGAGUUUUGUCGAACUGUGAGAUUACUAGUCUGAGGUGCGCAAGUCAGAAGGCAAAAACAUCGUGGGACGGAAGUUCGAAAAACUUCGUAACAUCGAAUGAUUCUCACACAAAUCAAACUCCCAUACAGAAACAUGUGAUCAUGAAGACAAACGAUGACUUUGGACAAACAAAACCAACGACGAAUAAGGAUCUAACAAACAGAAGUUCACACUCUAAUACAACAUAUUCUGACCAAGUUGCUGUAAUGUUUAGUGCACAACUUGAUAAGAGAAAUCCUAUUUAUUCAUUACAAAACUUCACACCAGAUACACCACAAAAUUUCCUGCCACCCCCACCGCCAGGUUUCGGUUCUGGAGGGUCAAUAGGCUCAGAAACAGAAGACAAAGACUCCGGAAGGGGUCCUAGUUCAGGUUCAGAGUGGGGGAGCGGUCGUGGAGGUAGUUCAAACAUAACAUUAGACCGGUCUAUAGUGGAACAUACCUCAAGUGACGUGGGAUUAGAUUACCAGGGUUCACAAUCAAAUAGACGGUCUAGAAAUGUUAAAAGUGCCGAAGAGUCUCAGCUUGGAUGGUAUGCACCUACAGGAUUAGAAUGGUCGGAUCAAAACUUCCAUCCAGGUGGAGAAUCUAUAUCCCGUGACUCGGCGUUUCAAAGCCCAAACACAGACAACUUAGCACCAUCACUACAAAUUAGGGAAGUAAGUCCAUCUGCUGCAAAUCAAAGUACUUCACUGCAACAAACAUACCCACGUUCUGCAAUAACAUUAACUACUAUUACUGGAAACACUCCUGUUCUGGAAAUGAGACACAAUGGGACCCCGACCCUGUGUUCUCGUGGACUCCCUUCAUUAUCAACAACAGACAGCUUAGCCACAAGUACAACCACUUGUGCUACAGUAGUCGAUAUAAGAGAAGGCCAAGAUGAGCAUACAAAUAACCCCAAAGCUGGUCCAUCCACUAAAUAUCGGGUGCCAACGCCUGAUCCGUCAUGUUGGGAACCUUAUAAAACGGUCAUCCAUGUGAAUGAAACUAGUCUUGAAAAAUUUACUUUAGUGUAA